UUAAUGCUCAGCGAGUGGGAAAAGUUACUAUAAAUGAGCUACGAAAACGAGGAAUGACAGGAGAGCAACUACGGCGCAUUAUGUGGGGUCGAGCUUCUAUUUCCACUCCUCAGAAGAUAUCAAAGAAGAUGCCUGUAAGCAGUAACCCACUGGCAGACUUACUGACAGAUGUUGUGCCUCCUCCAGAAGACAAGCCAGCACCUGCACCAUCUCUUGGGGGAGGGUUUGGUGAUGCUCUCACAGCUGCUCUAGAUGUCAUUGCCUUUACUAACGACCUUGACAUAUCAGGUCCCUCCCCAUAUUCUACAGAAAAUGGGCCAUUGGCUGAAGAUCCGUUCUUAGAGCUGUUCCUCAGUUCUGAGCAAGAGACACUUGACGUGGCACAUUUGACUGCUCUAGCUGAGGCAGCUGUUGCUGCUUCCAUUACAGAACCAAAGCAAGAAAUGCCUGUUCCAGAUCCAGUAUUGUUGGCUGCUAAAGCCAAUCUUGAACAAAUUUCAAAUUUAGAGCCCAGUGACAGUGAUGGACUGGGAGAUGGGCCACUUCUGGGGCGGGGCUCUCGUGUGAAACGAGCCAGGUCUGCACACCAGCGAGUUGCACUUCAGUCCUCGGAUAAACAGCAGCUAUUCCGGCGAAAUAAUGGAGGAGACUCCAGUUCUAACACCUCCAGCCUGGACUAUGAACUUUCAACCCCUGCCUCUCUCUUGCGGCUCACUUCACCACCUACAGGCAAGCCUAUUAAGGCUCCCAGACCCAAGGAGGUUACCAAGGCCAGACCUCGACCUAAAACUGCUAGAGUCAAUAGGGUUGCUCCAGCCUGUGAUGUACCUAACAGAAGAGGAGCCUCAGCAACUUCAGCUGUUUCCCCUCCUCCGCCUCAAUCUCCCCCAGAUCCCCUGGAGCCUUGGAGUACUCGAGGCAUUACUAACAUGAACACCAUUCUAGCCUGGCCUCAGAGUGAUCAUGACAGUCUCUAAUAUGUACCUCACUAGCACAUCACUAUCUCUUUGAGUCCUUGAGUAAUUGAGUCUUUACUAAAACAGAACCUGGCCUGUCUCCAAAGUGAUCAUGAUAAUCUCUAAUAUGCAUCACAGCUAUAGCACUCCAUUUUUGUAUCUACACUGAUUCUAGCAGAAACAGUGAAAUGCACUUAAAAACUUGUAUUAAUAAAACAUGUUAAAAGUCCAUAUUUUUUAAUCACGACCAAUUUCAAAUCAUAGCAAAUUGAUUAGUUAAACUGCUGUCACUUUCAUGUAUAUGAUUUUAAAUUAAUACACUUCUGUGAUAUUAAUUUGACUUAUUUAUUCUUAGUUGAAUUCAAAUCAAAUUUACAUGGUUUAGUAUUUUUAACAAAUCGAAUGGAUACUUUUGAUUCAGAUUAAUAAAACAGUUCUUUAGUGUUUAA
Molecule: messenger RNA, 1405 nt
Organism: Homalodisca vitripennis (glassy-winged sharpshooter)
Lineage: Eukaryota; Metazoa; Arthropoda; Insecta; Hemiptera; Cicadellidae
Exons: 6
Coding region: 54-977 (307 amino acids)
Source: RefSeq, a predicted model, not a curated record